Saccostrea echinata is the source of this 3109-nucleotide messenger RNA. Its product is annotated as secretin receptor-like. Gene Ontology annotation, molecular function: G protein-coupled peptide receptor activity; peptide hormone binding. The record is from RefSeq and is a predicted model, not a curated record. Gene Ontology annotation, cellular component: plasma membrane. Gene Ontology annotation, biological process: cell surface receptor signaling pathway; adenylate cyclase-modulating G protein-coupled receptor signaling pathway. NCBI's taxonomy places the organism in Eukaryota, Metazoa, Mollusca, Bivalvia, Ostreida, Ostreidae. The transcript is spliced from 16 exons. The coding region runs from base 389 to 1966 and encodes 525 amino acids.
UAACUCGUUAUACAAGGAUAAAUAAAUCGAGGGAUAUCGAGACCACUCACGAUUUGUCUGUCUUCUAAUAAACGAUGGAAUAUUCUCAAGGACUUCCAAGCAUCCAGGAUUGAUAGAAUUAGCGCCGAGUCCGAGUUAGCUGUGAUGGUGAAUUAAUUCUGUCGAGAAUAUAGCAUUUCUUCCAACUUUUCUUGGAAAAUAGGCAUCGUCUGUCACUCAGUAUCACAGGCAAUGUAGAAAAGCCUCCACGCAGAAUGUGAGCCAUUUCAUUGACGAGUCUCAGAUAAGAUCAUUGUAUGGAGACCCAUUAAAAGGCACGCAAGCAAUGAGAAUGCGAGUCCCAGAAUAUUUCUACCUCGUCACGUGACCUAAUAGCUGUCACCAAGAUAUGACUGCAUGGUGUUUUGGAUUUUCCCUUCUCCUGGUUCUAUUUUUAGCCAGAGUCAAAGGGAAUAUUGUUGUUGUAUCCUUGGAGGAGCAAACAAAACUGUUGAACGAUGCAAUGCACAGAUGUCUCAUCUACAUUCUAGACUCCCAGAAGAAUUCUAGUUUUCAAAAUGCUUCUGAAACCGAUUACUGUUCCGCCACAUGGGAUUCUCUAGCCUGUUGGCCCCAGACAAAGGCUGGCGAAACCGCCAUUAUACCAUGCCCGAAUUAUCUCAACUCGUUUGAUUCUGCAGCCAAAGCUUACAGAAACUGUACAGAAAAUGGCACCUGGUUAUUUAUCCCACAGUUAAAUUCUACCUGGUCGGACUAUCGGGAGUGUGUCAUACCAGAUCCUGGGGUCACUGUCGUCCCCAAACUAAUCCAGGACCACAUGGCGUCCAUUACUAUGAUGUACACUAUUGGUUAUGGCGUCUCUCUCGUGUCUCUACUCUUGGCCACUGUCAUCAUGCUUAUGUUUAGGAAACUCCGAUGUCCACGGACUACAAUUCACGUAAACUUGUUUGCGUCGUUUAUGAUUCGAGCUGCAUUCUCAUUCAUGAAGGAAAAUUUAUUGGUUAGUGGAGUGGGAUUCAGCGGUGACGUCAUAGAAUCAGACAACGGACACGUAGAAUUCAAAAGCGAGGGCACACAUUGGCAGUGUAAGCUUUUCUUUACCAUCUUCUACUACUUCUUGGGCGCUAACUACAUGUGGAUUUUGGUGGAAGGCCUGUAUUUACAUCUUCUCGUCUCAGUGGCAGUCUUCUCAGAGAAGAGUGGUGUUAAAUGGCUGGUUCUGUUUGGAUGGGCCUCACAGCUGGUGUGUGUUGUACCCUGGGUGAUAGUCAGAGCAACAUUAGAAGAUGUUCUGUGCUGGAAUACUCACCCUACUCCGGGGUACUUCUGGAUUUUACGUGGUCCUAUAGUAGCAUCUGUUGUGGUUAACUUUGUGAUUUUUAUCAACAUUAUUCGAAUACUCUUCACGAAACUUAAUGCUUUUAAUGCAAAUGAAACGAAGAAAUUUAGGUAUAAGAAGCUAGCCAAAGCGACAUUGGUCCUGAUUCCUCUGUUUGGGGUCCAUUAUGUUGUGUUUAUUGGUCUACCGGAUAGAGUCAGUGACGAGGCGGAACUGGUCAAACUCUACUUUGAAAUGUUCUUUAACUCGUUUCAGGGCUUCAUAGUAGCUCUCAUUUUCUGUUUCUUCAAUGGAGAGGUACAGGCAGAAAUAAAGAAAAAAUGGCGACGGUUUCUGAUAUCACGUGGUCAAGGGCUUAGUCGAAAGAGCACUCGAGAGACUAUGACAUCAUUUAUAUCGCACACACGUGGAGGUUCAUUGGGAUCAACAACAAAUUCUCAAGAUUCAAAAGAACACCAGAAUGGAAACUGUACCCGAGAAACGUCACUUAUUGGAUAUAACGAGGAACUUCAUCCAUUACAGAAAAACAAGGUGUAUGUGAAGGAGAAUGGUGUUUGUCAAUACCAAAACGGAAAAAUAGACGAAUGUAAACCGUUAAGUCCCGAUCAACUGAAUGUUUCUUGUUAAGAGAGGUGUGAUCAAGGAUAUUUGUUUUAUUCAGGAAUAGAGAGAUUGCCAAAAGCCAUUACAGUGAAAUAAUCUGAAAUAAUAGUUUCCUGAAAAGCAAGAAAGGUGAAGUUACAGUGGAAAAUAUAUAACUUACUAGAGUUAAUGCUUCAAACUGUAAAUGGUUUAUGGUAUAGUUAUUAAGGCAGCAGAUUUUGUCCUUGAUCACAGUAAGAUUGUAUUUGGGUUUUACUCGAUAGUCUUGUACAGAUGUAGUUUUCUUUUUACAUGUUGACCUGUCUCAAUCUAUAUUUAAUACUAUCUUCAUGCUCCUGAAUCUCAGUGUGCGAAUUUCAUGAGCUCUCCAUUAACAAGCGCUUCUCUGUGAUCAGUAACAUAUGUUUGUUUUAAGAUUAGAGUUCAGUGAAUUAAGAAUAUCUAUAUAUUUAUUUAUGAUGUAUAAUAAUAUUGUUUAUAACUUCAUAGUACAUUUAUCGUUUAUAGAUUAUUUAAUGUUUUGCAAAAAUAAAAAAAUAGUUGACUGUAAUAACACAAUAAAUGUGUGAAAAGUAGAAAAACAGAGAGGUAUACAUCAAAGAAAUUAUAUCAAGGGAGGUGUGUAUAAUUGACUACUAAGAAAUUUUGGAGGAGGUAAUUUAAGAUUCAAUGCAUGUAGUUUGUUAUAUUUAUAAGUUAUUUAUGACCAUGUAGAUAUUGUUUUAAAUUAACUUUGUACUGUUAUUGUUUUUGAUAAGUCAUUGCAUACCAAAGAUUUCAUGUAUUAUUUGCAUAUUGUUUGAUUAACAUAAGACUGUGAUUUAUUUAUCGUGUACACACUGUACAUUUUUAUACAUAAAUGUAGUUGUUGGUUUACAGCACAUUUGAUGAUGUGAAAUAUAGAUACUGAGUAUUCGCUAUACCCUAUCAUUGUUUUAUAACAUUAAAAACACAUUUCCAUAGCCCCGUGACCCUCAUCAAUAGAAAUGUGUUUUCAUGAUAAUGCAACAUUUACUGAAAACUUUAAUAUUUUUCUAAGUAUCGGGAACAAUAUUUAAUUAUUAUGCUUUAUAUUCAUCAGUUCCUUGAAAAGGUAAAUUAAAUAAUAAUUCAUUUAAAAUGCACUGUUUCAUUUAAUUAUCAAUUCCUAAUUAUAAAUUGAAAUGA